This is a messenger RNA of Penicillium arizonense, 513 nucleotides long. RefSeq lists its product as uncharacterized. The record is from RefSeq and is a predicted model, not a curated record. NCBI's taxonomy places the organism in Eukaryota, Fungi, Ascomycota, Eurotiomycetes, Eurotiales, Aspergillaceae. The transcript has 2 exons. The coding region runs from base 1 to 513 and encodes 170 amino acids.
AUGGAUGCUCCAAGGAACGUACCGGACCAAAAUAAUGAAGGAGGUCACCAGCCGACUGGACUGCCAAUUCAGGUUGAUAAAGGCCAACCAAAGGACGCUUCUGAUCCCAAACCACGACAGCUGGAAACCGACCAGAAAGAAACCUUGACGAUUGAGCGCUUUCAACCCAUCUUGGCGACACUAGCAAAUCUCGAACGCGACGAUCCGAAACUCGCAUUUCAAGCGGCUCGAUCCGUGGGGCUCUAUCGACGUCUAUGUGCAUCAUGUGUGCCUAGGCACCUCAGUGGCGAGGAUGUCGACCAGAAGAGUCAAUUCUCGAAGGAGGCUAGCAUUAACCCGAGCAAAGAGAAGAAUGGAUCUCAGCUUCCUCAUGAUGAGCAGCGAUUACGACUGCUUUCCUUUGAGCAGGCUUUGGAAUCGUCUUGGGAACGGAUGACUGUCGUGCUCAAUGGCUGGAACCAAUGCUCGAAAAGUAGUCUGGGCAUGUUGGUGGAUGUCAAAACAACCGAGUGA